AAGUAGCCACAUUCACUCUGUCACUUUUGAUUGAAUCGGUCACAUCUGAAAAAACUUCAAAGCGAUAAGUUUUUUUUGUUUGAAAGAUAUUCAAGAUGAGGUUAUGCAUAUUGCUGGCUGUCGUGGCCUUUGUCGGCCUCUCGCUGGGCGAGGAGAAGAAAGAAAAAGACAAGAAGCUCGGAACUGUGAUCGGAAUUGAUUUGGGAACCACAUACUCCUGUGUUGGUGUUUACAAGAAUGGGCGCGUUCAGAUCAUCGCCAACGACCAGGGUAACCGUAUCACGCCCUCGUACGUAGCCUUUACCGCCGACGGUGAGCGUCUGAUCGGUGAUGCCGCCAAGAAUCAGUUGACCACCAAUCCCGAGAACACCGUCUUCCAUGCCAAGCGUCUGAUUGGACGCGAAUGGUCCGACACCAAUGUCCAACACGACAUCAAGUUCUUCCCCUUCAAGGUCGUCGAAAAGAACUGGAAGCCCCACAUCAGCGUGAACACCUCCCAGGGCGCCGAGGUCUUUGCUCCCGAGGAAAUCUCCGCCAUGGUUCUUGGCAAGAUGAAGGAAACCGCUGAGGCCUAUCUGGCGAAGAAGGUCACCCACGCUGUCGUGACUGUCCCGGCUUACUUCAAUGAUGCCCAGCGUCAGGCUACCAAGGAUGCUGGUGUGAUUGCCGGUCUCCAGGUGCUCCGUAUCAUCAACGAGCCCACAGCUGCUGCCAUUGCUUACGGUCUGAACAAGAAGGAGGGCGAAAAGAAUGUGCUGGUCUUCGAUUUGGGCGGCGGCACCUUCGAUGUCUCCCUGCUGAACAUUGACAACGGUGUGUUUGAGGUGGUGGCCACCAACGGUGACACCCAUUUGGGUGGUGAGGACUUCGAUCAGCGCGUUAUUGAUCACUUCAUCAAGCUGUACAAGAAGAAGAAGGGCAAGGAUAUCCGCAAGAACAACCGUGCUGUCCAGAAGCUGCGUCGUGAGGUCGAGAAGGCCAAGCGUGCUCUGUCCGGAUCCCAUCAGGUGCGCAUCGAAAUCGAAUCAUUCUUCCAGGGCGAUGACUUCUCCGAGACCCUAACCCGUGCCAAGUUCGAGGAGCUGAACCUGGACCUGUUCCGCUCCACCCUGAAGCCAAUGCAGAAGGUGCUCGAGGACGCCGACAUGAACAAGAAGGACUUGGACGAGAUUGUGCUGGUCGGUGGCUCCACUCGUAUCCCCAAGGUGCAGCAACUGGUCAUGGAAUUCUUCGGCGACAAGGAUCCAUCCCGAGGCAUCAAUCCCGAUGAGGCUGUCGCUUUCGGUGCCGCCGUCCACGCUGGAGUGCUCUCCGGUGAACAGAAUAACGAUGUUAUUGUCCUCCUCGACGUCAAUCCUCUGACCAUGGGAGUCGAGACUGUCGGCGGUGUGAUGACCAAACUGAUUCCCCGCAACACUGUCAUCCCCACCAAGAAAUCCAAGUUAUUCACCACCACUAUCGACAACCAGAACAAGGCCACCGUCCAGGUGUACGAGGGCGAGCGCCCCAUGACCAAGGACAACCAUUUCCUGGGCAAGUUCGAUCUGACUGGCAUUCCACCCGCAACUCGUGGUAUUCCCCAGAUCGAGGUCUCCUUCAAAAUCGACGCCAACGGUAUCCUGCAGGUCAGUGCCAAGGACAAGGGCACCGGCAACAAGAAAAAGAUCAUCACCAACGACCAGAACCGUCUGACUCCCGCGGACAUUGAUCGCAUGAUCCGCGAUGCCGAGAAGUUCGCUGAAGAAGACAAAAAGCUCAAGGAGCGCGUAGAUUCCCGCAACGAGCUGGAGUCCUAUGCCUACAGCCUGAAGAACCAGAUCGGCGACAAGGACAAGCUGGGCUCCAAACUCUCCGACGAGGAGAAAACCAUGCUGAAGUCGGCCAUCGAUGAGUUCAUCAAGUGGCUGGAACAGAAUCCCGAUGCCGAUACCGAGGAGUACAAGAAACAGAAGAAGGACCUCGAGGCUAUUGUCCAGCCGGUGAUCGCUAAGCUGUACCAGGGUGCCUGUGGUGCUCCACCACCAGAGGGCGCUGAUGGUGAUAAACUCAAGGAUGAGCUGUAA
Messenger RNA from Drosophila bipectinata, 2063 nucleotides. RefSeq names its product endoplasmic reticulum chaperone BiP-like. Gene Ontology annotation, cellular component: membrane; endoplasmic reticulum chaperone complex; cytoplasm. Gene Ontology annotation, biological process: endoplasmic reticulum unfolded protein response. Lineage: Eukaryota; Metazoa; Arthropoda; Insecta; Diptera; Drosophilidae. Gene Ontology annotation, molecular function: ATP binding; ATP-dependent protein folding chaperone. The record is from RefSeq and is a predicted model, not a curated record.